CGACAGCUGUGCUGUCGUCAUUUGCAGAAGAGGAAGAAGCAUUAGCAAUUUUAGCGUCUGAGAAAAGUGUAAUUUUCUUUCAGUGAAAGAUGAGUUUCAUGCAACCGAGUCCCGUUAAAUACGCUUGCUCCUGUGGCAUUUUGAAUCCAAUUAACAAACUGUUCUUCUGCCGCCACUGUCCGAAGCUGAGAUGCGGUUUUUGCGUCUGCCAUGAGAUUGAGUCACACUUUUGCUCCAAUUGCCUGGAGAACAUACCAUCCUCGGAGGCAAGACACAAGAAAAACUGCUGUGCCAACUGCUUCGAUUGUCCUUGCUGCCAGCACACGCUCUCUGCGCGCGCCACUACCGUUCCAGUUGUGCGCAAACCUGAAGAGCCCAAGGAUGGUGAAAGUGGGGCGGAGGCAACGCCCAGCCAAAAGCCUUCGGCCAUGCCCACCACAAAGAAAAUGUAUUAUUUGUCGUGCCUGUCCUGCCGUUGGACCACACGUGAUGUCGGCAUACCUGAUCAGGGCGUGGCCACCGGCACCUGGCCGGACAAUGAAUGCUUGUACCAGGCGCGCUUCAAUACACUGAUGGAGUACUACCAGUCGGUGGUGCUGCAGGAGAAGCAGGAGAAACAGGAGUUUCUGCGCCGCAAAACGCCCAAGCAGCAUAAGUUUCCCAGUCUAACCGAUCGCACGGGUCUGACAGUCUCACUGAUACGACGCCAAAUCGGCUGGACUGAGAAAAGCGUUCCUAAAACGAAGCCCAUCAACAUAGCGCCCGCCGAGGCCAGUUCGGAGGUUGAACCUCUACCGGAAGACAUCCUUACGCAACCCAUAAAUUUGCGCAACAUUACAACAGUGGCCCAGCGGCACAGCCAGCCAGCGGAUCAGCCGACGGCCGUGAACAAGCUGUAUCCACAGCGACGUUCGCUGUGGAUCAAGCGUUCGCUACGUUGCCGUCAGUGCGAGCACAAUCUUAUCAAGCCGGAGUAUCAUCCUACAUCUAUCAAGUAUCGCAUACAGCUCUUCGCCAGCUACCACGUUCCAGAAGUGAUUAUGGUGCGCUGCGAGCAGCCGCUGCAGCCUGGCCAAAGCAAUGCGAUAUUGCUAAAGUUGACCAAUCCUACCAUGUACGACAUGACAAUUAGUAUAAUGGAGGCGGUCCCAGAAGACGCGCAAAUCAACACGGAUGCCUUUCAGCAGGCGUGCCGAAUCAAGGAGGAAGCCAUUACUUCUUCUCCCCUACUCAAGACCACGGGAGUUACUCUAGCGCGUCAGAACUCUACUCGGGAAGUGAAGCGCGAGGUGCGUGAAUUGGCCAAUGCAUCGAUUGUGCCACUGGAGAGCCCGUUCGUGCUGAGCCAACGCGAUGAUUCCAAGGAAUUCGAUGAGGAUGUUCAGGCGCCUAUGGAAGAGCCCAAAUUCAUUGUUUGGCGUAAGGGCAACAAAGUGUUGAUACGACUUCAGUUUAUUCCAGCAGCUGAGUUAGAGCCUGGCAAUAAGGUGACACUGGGCUUCUACAUGCAGUACACGUACGUGAAUACCGUUUCCAAUACUCCCGACAAGAAGGACCCGACUACGCAUGCUUUAUACUCAAGGAUCUUUAUUGAAGCUGGCGAUAUAGCACAGCAAACAGCUAAUUAGUUGAAGCAAAUCGAUACUAAUUAACAUGCUUUAAUCAUGCUAUGUGAAAUAUAUUUAUGCAACUAAUUUA
This is a messenger RNA of Drosophila montana, 1698 nucleotides long. RefSeq names its product dynactin subunit 4 (gene DCTN4-p62). Bases 90 to 1628 code for a protein of 512 amino acids. The record is from RefSeq and is a predicted model, not a curated record. NCBI's taxonomy places the organism in Eukaryota, Metazoa, Arthropoda, Insecta, Diptera, Drosophilidae. The transcript has a single exon. Gene Ontology annotation, cellular component: dynactin complex.